GCCAAGAAGUUGCGGUGUUCACAGAGGAAUCGGAGCUACGAGUAGGAACCUUUAUGAGCCACGGAACAGUUUCAUACAUCCCGAACAGUAUCAUCCACGAUGGAGGUGAUAAUGUCGGCCAGAAGGAUUUUGGGUUUUAGGUUCUGGGUUUACACUCUGCCCCUGAAAUUCUGCUCAGUGAUGAAGCGGGAGCACUGAGUGCCUCUUUGGUUUUUUUUUUUUGAACAUGACUUGAUUGAAGCGAGUUCCGUCAGUGUCUGCAAGGGCGGUGAUGGAAAUUUAGCUGGUCUGUAUAGGUGGAGGUGGAGAAGCUAAGGGGCGAGAAAGAGCGAAUGGAAGCACAUGCAAGAGAAGAAAUCGAGGGCACCAAUUGUUCAAAGCGACGAAUUGUUAGGAGAGGCCGCUGACGCCGCAUUCAGGAUUGAUCAGUUUGGUCGCUUUCCCUAAGUUGGAAUCAUGGCAGCGGAGGAAGUGCAGGAGCUGCAACGCAACAAUGAAUUGGAGGAUAUGGAAAUGGUGGAGGAGGAUGGAGGCGAAGGAUUCAUGAUCACGGAGCAGCUGGAUGAGGAAACACAGAAUUUGGCAGCAGGAUUGGCGUCUCGGCAGAGCGAUGAGUUGAUGCACGCAUUGCAUGAAUUUUUGAAAGUUUUAGCAGUCCCCAAGCGAGGAGGGAAAGUGUUGCGACAGUAUGUGUUAGCAUCACCGAAAUGUGUUGAGCUUUUGUCUGCUUGGGAGCUUGGUUCGGGCGCCCCUACAGCUGUUCCGCUUAUGCUGCUCCUUUCGGAGAUUUUUCGACACCCGCAGGGUAAAGGGAGGACUAACAGAGUUGAUGAUAGGAAGGUCCGUGGUAAUAGUGUAGAGGCACUACAAAAAGCAAAGGCGUUGGCAGUCGUGCAGUCGCGAUUGGACAAGCUUGCCCGAACUUUUGGACGGUCAAAGAUUAAGGAUAUGUACUCGCAUUUGUCUUCAAAGCAGAGAAGUAGGCAGAAAGCUGUGCUGAGAUUGUUGUCCAGCAUUGUUUUACGAGGGAAGCUCUUGGCGGUCGAUGUUGCAACAAAUUUUGAUUUCACUUUGGAAGCUUUGAAAAAACUUGCUCAGCAUCCCUUUAAAGCCUCGGCGAAUACCAAAACCCAGGGAUUGUUGCAUCAAUCGACCAGGUAUUACUUCAUCGAGUUUGCGCUGUCAUUUUUAGUUGUUGGAGACCCUGGCCUUCUUCGAUGGAUUCUUCAGAAGCGUCCUCUUUACGCAGGUCUCCUGCAUGGACUCGCAAAGGAUGAAGAGGCUACUAUUAUUCAAGUACUCCAUGUUUUCCAAGAGAAGGUGAUGGCGCCAGCGUCACUGGUCCCAGCAGGACUCCAGAGUGUGCUCUUCGGAGAUGUUGCUCUUGAACAGCUUGCGCGUAUUGCAGGUGAUGAGUUGUUUAGAGAGUCCGCUGAUGUGGCUUACGAGACCCUUAUGGCACUGUGCACAGAUCCAUCACAUGGGCUCUGUCCUGAGUAUGCAUCACCAUGGGAAUCAGUGAAUUUCAAGUCUGGAGCCCAUGGUGGUAACCAAGGAAGACUUUUACGACUGUUGUUGCGUUUGCGUGUCACUGAGGCCUUUCGACACAGAGAGCUUUUGUUAACAACAGCGAGAUUAAGACCAAGGCUUGCGGCAGCAUAUCUCGAUGCCGUUCCUUAUUCUUUAGAGCCUAGACCUUCUCCAACUUGGUUUACAAUCAUGUCUCUUGUAGCUGAUCUCGUACACAUUUCAAGCACGCCUCCUCCUUUAUCCUCUAUGGCGUUGCGGGGUCUCCCUGUUCCAGCCCCCGAUGGACCUCUAGUUCGAAAUAAUCUGCGACAUUUGCUUCCUCGGGCCUUGCCAAAAGUGGCCUUAAACAGGGGCUUGCAGCAUGCUAAUGUCCUGGUGAAACAUGCAUCUUUGCGUUUGUUACUGGAGGCUCUCUUAUCACUAGAGCUUCUUGUCGACGGAGCAUUUGCAGCGGCAGAGAAUACGUGUUCACAAUUGAAAGACAGAUUUUCCGGUAAUUUUUCUGUAUUAGAGACAAAAACUAGAAGCAUUAAGAGGGGUGAUUCUUUAAGGGACUCAGAGCAGGAGUUCCAGAGGCGUCAAUGGUUAGAACUCGUAGAAAGUAUUCAGGAUACUAUGCGAGCUACUUUACCGGACCCGAACAUUUUACUUAUUAUAAAUUCAACCAUAAAUAGAAGAAAAAAUUCACUAGAUGAGCCUGAUGGGAAUCACAAAAGAACUCAACCAGUUAAGGAGGUUAGUGCUGGUAAAAGGAGGAAAAAAGACGAAGGCUACGUCAUUGAUGAACCUGAUAGAACCCAAUUAAGUCAUUCUGAUUCCAGUGUGGAGUCAGAAGGAGAUGAAGAGGAGGAAGAUUCAAGUGCGCUGGAGAUACUAGCUCAAAUUUGGGGUUCAGAAGCUAUUGUUAGUGCCAAUGGCUCAAUUCAGUCUCUGCUACAUGCUAAAUUGCUCGAAGUGCUAGCUGCAUACCAGAGGGUUCUUCCCGUAGCGUUUGCAGACAAAGGAUUCGACCCUUUCAAGUUGCUCUCUUCUGAUCUCAUGCAACUGUCUUUGGCUCAGCAAAAGGCUUUUCUGUCGCUUUUAUUGGCCACAACAGCUGCUUCUCAAAGAAAUUCAGCUACUAAUAGUAUCGUAGAGGCUGGUGGGUUUGGUUCUGUGUACAAACAUUCGAAACCGUUACUCAAGAUGAUGAUAGGCUGUAGGGUAGACCAUAUUAGAGAUAAUGCUCAUCUCCUUGCUUCGCGCCUCAUGGUGAGCACGGGGGCCUUCGAAAGCAACACUUGGGAAACAACCUUGUGGUUGGGUCACUUAUCAAGGUUGAUAGGAGAACCAGUCAACACAAUAUGUAAAUUAGAUGACAGUGAGGAAGACCACCCGAAUCAGCAUAUUCUUGGAAGCAUUGGCGAAUGUGUUGUUGGGUUUCUAGCGGAAGCUGUAAGUUCUGUUGGUAGGACGCUAUACAAGUAUUUUGACGAGCUAUUUUCUCUCCUCUCUGCACAUUCUUUGGGAGAGGGUUCCACUGAACAAUCCAAGGGUUUAUCAGGCUCGAUGGUUCCAGAGUUUGGUCCUUUUGUUGUGUGCGCACUGGAGCAUACUCUUCGGGUGGUUCGCUCUGAUUCUAAGAGCAUGUCACUGCCUCAGCGAUCUGCCAUCGCAUUGUAUGUUGCUGGUGUUCUAAGUGAUCUGCUACGAAUUCAGACUGAUGCGCGAGCUUUGGGAAUUGUAAUCACGUCUAUUUUGUCUCCUGAGUUUAAUCCAACUACUAGGAACACUGACAAAAACUUGUCUACCCUUGGAAGUGAAUGGAACCCACUUCAGGUGGUUUAUCUGCAAGCUCGCUCGUUUCUUGACGGUGAAGUCAAUUGGGCAACUCCAGCAAUGCAGGCGCCUGGCUUGAAAAUUAGCGAACCUUCUGGGCAUCUAUGUGAUGUCAUCACAACUUGCAAAGAGUCUACAAAAGAUGACGUUGUGAUGUUAAAAGAGAAUUUGGUAUCCGCUUUGGUUUGUGCACCACUGCAUAACGUCAGCAACAGCUUCUUCAAGCUCGUUGAAAUAAUUCCAAAGACAUGUGGUCAGAGGAUACCAAUCUUGAUGACAUUGUGCGGCCUGCACUGUAGUCUGUUGACGGAAGCGGACCUUGAAUUCGAAAAUACAGAGAAGGAUCGGACCAUUAAAAGACAAUUACUUGUGACUGAGCUAUUGAGUAUAUUUUCAUCGAGCUCAUUCAAGAUGGGCGGGUUAGCUUUGUCCGACUCAUCAUCGUCCAUCGGAGAGCUAGCUAAUCAUAUCUUCUACUUUCUGAAGUCACUCCCGUUUUCUGUUCUCUUUUCAGCGCUAUUGUAUCGGGUCAAUGGGAAGCUGUUGAACUUUGAGGUUUUAUCCACAACUCUUGAUAGCUCGUACUCUUCAAUCCUCGCGCACGAUCAGCUGAUCAUUAUGAAAACGUUACUCAGCUCCAUUCAUCAACUUUCAUUCGCAUCACUUGAAAGUUUGGACAAGAAACAACGCCUUGACAUUUGUUUCACAUAUCUGAAAAGGCUCGUUACUAUUCCCAAAACCUCGAACCAUGGAGAAGAGUCUAAUACUAUUUCUGAAGAGAUAUUGCUUUGCAAGGACAUGAUUAUUAUGUCAUUGACACAUCCUGCAAUUGCAGGGUUUUGUCAGUGUUCCACAGAAACAGAGGUGAGCUCGAUGAAGCAUCAGAAAAGCUCCCGAUUACUUGAUGCGUGCAUUAUGGAUUAUCUGAAGUUUCUUCUGGAGUCAUGUUCAGCUAUUGAGCUCCGUGGAAAGUCUGAAUCUCUUGCUGAGAUGUUGGACAGUCUUCAAGGAGCCACUAUUCAGGCUUGCAAACCCUUUGUUCAGAAGACGAUGAAGCUUUUCUCGCUCAAAUUGAUAGGAAGGGUGUCUGAUGAAGAUGAAACCACCUUUUCCAAGGACUACUAUCUUACUCAAUCUUUUGUUCUACAAUUAGCAGGCUACGCAGAUUCUCAAUACUUUCUCUCCUUCCUCUCUGACUUAGUUUCAUGCAAGACCGUACGAACACCUUCAGGAGUGUCUUCAUCCUCAGUUUUCCUCGAGCUUGCUCGGGCUUUUUACGAGAAGCGUUUACAGAAUGGGCUAAAUAAUAAGUUCAAGUCUGAGCACUGCGGGGCAGUUCUUCAAGAAAGUUUAGAUGUGUUCAGGUUUGUGGGAACUGAAGUACUAAAAGAUGUUGCUGAAGACGCAGAUCGUUGCCUGCUAUCAGCUCUGCAGAGCUUUAGUCCAGAUGCAGAAGGUGGCUGUUCUUCAUCAUCCAGCCAUUUAUCACUACUUGUGAGCACUGCUCCAAUCGAAGUCAUUAACUGUUGUAUCCAACGUCCGACUAUUCUACGUGGCAACAUUGUCAAAAUUCUGGUGCAGACAAGCACAGUUCAUAGAAACGAGUUCGGGAGAUUGUUGUGCCAGGGAACUGGGGAAGACGAGAUCGAGAACGAUGAAGCUUCGAAGUUCGCCAGUAAAUUUUUGACAGAGAAAAAAUUUCAGACAGAAAAAACUUCUUUCCGUCUUUCAGACAAUGACCUGUUUCUUCUAUUGCCUGCCGCUAAAGUUUUUUUAUGUAAGUGUCAAUCGAGUUUAAUGACGAGGCUGGUGGUCCAUGUUGCGUCUACAUACUUGAGAUUAUUAACAACACAUAUCAAAAGAUGGGACGAGUUCGUUUUAAAACUUUUAAGUUUCACUGAACUGGGAUCUAGCGUAUCAAAGCUGGUGAACAAGGAUCAUAGCGUGGAAGAGUUAGCUGGAUCAUACUUCAAAGAUAUUGUGACAUUGAUGAGGAGAUGCCUUGCUAUAUGCCCUCUUAGCAGCAAAAAGCGUGUCUAUCUUCUGCGCAAGCUUCUUCCCAAAGCUGGGCUGCCUUUGGCCGAUCUGCAGAUAGAUUCCUUAAUUGGUUCAGAAAUAGACUUGAGCACAGUGUUCUUUCAAGUAUAUGGAAAGGCUGCCGCCGCAAGACAUAUCUUAUCAGACAUUGAAGCUCAUUUACCAGAAGCCUACACUGCCAGUUCGGUUCCAAAGCAGCAAAAGUUGAGGAGUCUGAUGGCGGACUCGGUGAUGAGGUUUGCUACCGGCCUUGCCUCUACUUUAACUGUUAUUUUUAAAGUGGCUGCUCAGAUGAAGAAUCAAUCAACGUCUUCGUACACUCCCAGAACACCCAAAGUGAUCAAGGCUUUGGAGGAGUUCUUACAAUUGCAGUUAGUUGGAGUGGUGAAAUCAAUUGAUACAACUGGAUUUGAGGCAGACAUUAUGUCUUUAUUUGAAAGCUAUGCAAAAACCUGUCUUAGAUAUAAGUUUGGGAAUGUAGAAGGAAUGAAAGUUCUCCAAGCUUUAGCUGGGUGUCUCUUGAAUUUACCUGAUGAUUAUACAGCAAAAAGAAGGGAGAUCGUUUCUUCUGUGCUAGAGUUGGUGUUAUCGCAUUCGCAGUUUGUGCUGUAUAUUGUCUCCUGUAGUACAGCUUCAAGACCUCUUCCUAAAAAUCUUGGUCGCCAAGCUGGUAAGGGAACAGCAUUGAGCUCCCUCCCUUCUAUACUUUCUCUAAUUGGGUCUCCCAUGGUUGUCUCUGGGAAACAAACCCUCGGAGUAGCAUCUGAUAUGCAGGUUUCAAGCAUGUCAGAGGCUGAAGGUGCCGACAUAGAUGUCGGAAUUGAUGCACCUGCUGAAGUUCCAGAGGAGUGCCAAUUAGCGUUGCUUCAGCUAGUUCGAUCUCUAUUUCAGGUGAAGAUGCACCCAGGUGAUGAGAUUCUGUCCUCAGAAGAUAGAGCGACAGUAGAAGAACUGCUUUCUCUUCUUCUUGCAGCCUAUGGUGCUACUACUGGGAGGCUCGACACUGAAAUUUACGCACUGAUGAAGCAACUAGAAUCUUAUGGUGGACCAGGUUUUUCUGGGCUCGCAAGCAUGGAUUACUUGUGGGGCGAGGCUGCUUUGCAAAGAAGGAAAGCAAAAGUUGAAGAGAAAUCUCAAUUGAUGGAUGAAGGCUUGGAGAUAGAUGAGAACGUAUUAGAAUCUCGAAAGAGAACUUACAAGGAGGAUUUAACAUUAGAUCCAAGAAGAUGUGGUUUGUCAGUUCUAUGCUUCCCAACAUUAGCCCAUCAUUCAAUAACCUUAGGAAAUCGAGAAGUUGGGGCUAAAUCGAAGAAGGUUUUCCUUAGUGACACAUACGAUGCUGAUUUGGAGCUCCAGUUGAAGGGAACUGCUUACGACCCUCGCUAUAUUCUACAAUUUGGACUUCAUGGAAUUGCAGUGAAGUGCAUUGAUGCUGAGGAAUUUGUAUGUCUGGGUCUGCUUGCUGUGGCUAUAGCAUCUCUCAGCUCUUCUGACGAAGACAUGAGGAGAUUAGGCUACAAGCUUCUUGCAAAAUACAUGUCUAUUUUGGAGGAGGGUUCGACUUUCAAAGGACAGCCACAAAUUCGAAUGUUGCUGAAUUAUGUGAAGAAUGCAGUUACUGAAGAGUGGCAGCAAUUGCCAUUUGUUCUCAUGUUAUUUGCUGCAGAGUGCUCAUGCAUCCUCAUGCAUCCAGAGAACCCUCAUUUUAUGGUUAUCACACGCUAUCUAUUGAAGGGUCCAGCUUUGGAUCUUGAGUAUGUUCCAUUAUUUCAUUCGAUGUUCGGAAGCGGGUCACCUCGUCAUCGGAGUGAGCGUUUAUGGAUGCUGCGCCUCUUGGCGUGCGGAUUGUCAACAUCCCGAGAUGCACGAGUCUUCCGCCGUCAGUUCGUAUUGGAGAUUCUUAUGAGUUUUUACAAUUCCCCUUUGGCUGAUUCCUUCGCAAGAAAGUGGGUUUUACAGGUUCUCUUAAAAUCAACAAGGGUACGAGGAUGCGUGCAAGCCCUUGUUGAACGUUCAGGUUUCCUUCCAUGGCUAGCUUCAGCUGUCGUGAAUUACAGGGAUAUAAGCAUUUCAGAGCAGGACGGAAAAGAGGCUGAUGACCUCCCGAUUAUGAUUCUAGAGAUCAUGGAGAGAUUGUUAAGAUGGAAAUUUUUUGAGCAACGUUGUCUUGGAGAGGGUAUGGCGGAGCUAACUACAGCUGCCCUCACAUUACGAUAUUUUCUAACGCAUGGUACAAGGACUCCCAAACAACGGGCAAUCUUUAGGAGGCCUGCGAUACGUAUCAUGACCUAUGCUCUUCGCUCAUCGCAGCGGAGGAAAAAACAUGAAACUCAUUUCAACCUAUCUUUACGUGAUAUAUUAGAGGCAAUACGCUGGGUGGAAUCUGAAGGUCCAGACAGUGGAUAUGGCAUCGAGACUACUGCAGAAACACGGGCACUUGUCCUGCAUAUGCUACUGCAAAGUUCGCCUCCUGCAGUCUCAACGCCUGAGGACAAAGAACUUUUAUGUGAGGUUUCUAGCUGGGCUGUGCCUGUUGCAAGUCGGACUCUUGUAAAUGCGGCAUAUAAACAAUCUACUGGUUCUGGACAUGCUGAUUUUAAGAAGCUUCCAGAAGGCUUACCAGAAAAGCUUGCACGCUGGGUCACUGCAUCUCUUGUGAUUGGAAAAUUAGCUCUAGUCAGAUCCCAGCAGGGAUCGGCCACAGGUCUUGCGGAUGCGUGUUCUAGUUGCCUAAAUGUACUCUCUGGUCGUCAGUCUUUACAAUCUAUGGACUUUCACCCUACCAACAGAAUGCUGGCUGUCCAAUUACUGGAGUUGCAAACAUGUUUCAGUGGAGAAGUUGAUGAUCUACUAGUGCCCGCUUUAGCUUCCUUGUGGCCCGUCUAUAACCCUGAAGAAAUUCUACCAGGAGACGAGUCAGUAAAAAUCGCUACAUUACUCAUAGAAAGGAUUCUGAGCAACAUCGCUGUACCUCAAGAAGCCUAUCCCUUAUGGCGCUGGUCUUUCAAUAAUUCUUGGCGUAGUAAGGAAACAGCAGCCGGCGGGAACAUGCCCACUGGGAUUUCAAGUUUUGAGGCCGAGCUAUGUCAGAUAGCCCUCGUUGUUUUCCAGCAACUUGUGAUGGCACAGGCAAACUCUGGGCUUGCCCAGCUUGUAUCUCAAUGGGUGAAAGGAUUAGAUAUUUCCGAACACGAUUUUACUUGUAGCAAAAAGGCCUGUUCCAAAUUCGUUGAAAAGUUGGAUCAGAGUAUAGAGAAACUACGUAGAACACAUAACCAGCUUGUUACAACUUCCUAACCAGCUUGGAAUUAUGUACAUUUUUCGGCCAGAUUCGAUCCCUACUAUGUUAAAGAGAAUUCAUUUGUAGUCUCUCGAAUGUUAGGUUGAUGACACCGUUAAUCUAGGUGAUCUUGAUAAAGCA
Messenger RNA from Physcomitrium patens, 8806 nucleotides. RefSeq lists its product as uncharacterized. The record is from RefSeq and is a predicted model, not a curated record. Lineage: Eukaryota; Viridiplantae; Streptophyta; Bryopsida; Funariales; Funariaceae. Gene Ontology annotation, biological process: maturation of LSU-rRNA from tricistronic rRNA transcript (SSU-rRNA, 5.8S rRNA, LSU-rRNA); maturation of 5.8S rRNA from tricistronic rRNA transcript (SSU-rRNA, 5.8S rRNA, LSU-rRNA). Gene Ontology annotation, cellular component: nucleolus.